AACGAUUUGGCCAACGUGAUUCGCAAGCACGCCGACAUUUUUCCAGACGACCUACCGGCAGGUUUGCCACAUGAGCGAGACCACGACCACAAAAUCGAGUUGGAGCUCGGCGCGCAACCGACUGUUCGGACGCAAUGGCGGCUGACUCAACCCGAACUGGAUGAAAUUCGACGCCUGCUGGACUACCUGCUCGAGAAAGGUUUCGUUUGCCCCAGCACUUCCCCGUUCGCAACUCCGAUCCUGUUCACCCCGAAGAAAGAUGGCAGUCUACGAAUGUGUAUUGACUACCGCGCCUUGAAUCGGGUUACCAUCAAGUCCCGCUAUCCUAUCCCGCAUGCCGACGAACUCAUCGACCAACUUCGCGGUUACCAUCAGAUCCGCGUGCACGAAGCUGAUUGCUACAAGACGACGUUUAGAACCCGGUACGGGAGUUACGAGUACACGGUUAUGCCAUUUGGCUUAACAAACGCGCCUUCGACGUUCCAGUUAACCAUGAACGAAGUUUUUCGGCCGCUACUGGAUAAAUGCGUCAUCGUGUACCUCGACGAUAUCCUGAUCUACAGCACUACCGGGGAACAGCAUUUGAAGGAUUUGGAAGCGGUCUUCUCGCUCCUGCAGCAGCACCAACUCAUAACCAAAGGCUCUAAGUGCGAGUUUCUAAAACAAGAACUGGAGGUUUUGGGACACGUUAUUUCCAUCGACGGUGUUAAAAUCGACCCGAAGAAGAUCGCGACCAUACAAGACAGGAAGCCGCCGGCUAAUCUCCAUGAACUUCAAAGUUUCCUGGGGUUUGUGAAUUACGUUCGCCGAUUCAUCCCAAACAUGGCAGGGGUAACUUCCCCACUCACGGAUCUCCUGAAGAAAGGCAAGUUUUAUGAAUGGGGGGGAGAGCAGCAAGCUGCAUUCAAACAGCUCAAACUUUUCCUAACUACACAUGCGGUUCUUCGAAUUGCAGAUCCUCACCGUCCGUUCGAGCUCAUCACCGACGCUAGCGACCUGGCUGUUGGCGCAAUACUGUUACAAGACUUCGGCAAAGGCCUCCAACCCAUCGCCUAAGAGUCACGAAAGCUGAACCUGGC
This is a messenger RNA of Closterium sp. NIES-67, 1079 nucleotides long. NCBI's taxonomy places the organism in Eukaryota, Viridiplantae, Streptophyta, Zygnematophyceae, Desmidiales, Closteriaceae. The record is from the annotation of a GenBank genome assembly.